Molecule: messenger RNA, 1891 nt
Organism: Trifolium pratense (red clover)
Lineage: Eukaryota; Viridiplantae; Streptophyta; Magnoliopsida; Fabales; Fabaceae
Product: heat stress transcription factor A-6b-like
Exons: 4
Coding region: 100-1026 (308 amino acids)
Biological process (GO): regulation of transcription by RNA polymerase II
Cellular component (GO): nucleus
Molecular function (GO): DNA-binding transcription factor activity; RNA polymerase II cis-regulatory region sequence-specific DNA binding
Source: RefSeq, a predicted model, not a curated record
UAGUACUGUUUUCAUCUAUGAUCUAUGACUAUAUUAAAGAACGAACCAAAUUCACAUACUAGUACUAGUCUCAAGUUUACCCUUAAGUAAAAAUUGACAAUGAAUUACAUGUACUCGGUGAAAGAAGAAUACUUAGAACCAUUAUCAUCACCAUUUCCACCACUUCAACCAAUUGAAGGACUUCAUGAAAUUAGACCCCAACCAUUCCUCACCAAAACAUUUGAUGUAGUUAACGACCAAAGUACCAACCAUAUAGUUUCGUGGAGCAAAGGUGGCACCAGUUUUGUUGUUUGGGAUCCACAUGCUUUCUCUAAUGCUCUCAUUCCCAAAUACUUCAAACACAAUAAUUUCUCAAGCUUUGUCCGACAACUAAACACUUACGGUUUUAGAAAAAUAGAUCUAAAUAGAUGGGAAUUUGCAAAUGAAGGAUUCCUAAGAGGGCAAAGACAUCUAUUAAGGAACAUAAGGAGAAAGAAGGGACCUUCUCAGCCUAUUCCUAAUCAUAACUCCCAACAAGGACAGGGUCAUUGUAUCGACAUUGAAGUUGGCUGUUUUGGACUAGAUGCAGAAAUUGAUCGUUUAAGGCAAGAGAAACAUGUAUUGAUGAUGGAGCUUAUGAGUCUUAGACAGAAGCAAUAUAAUACCACACUGUACCUUCUAGAGAUGGAGCAAAGGUUACAAGGGAUAGAAAUCAAUCAGAAACAAAUGAUGGCAUUCUUAGCCAGAGCUAUAAAAAAUCCUGUCUUUAUCCACCAACUACUACAACAAAAAGUGGAGAAAAAGGAGCUUGAAGAAGCCAUGAACAUGACCAAGAAGAGAAAGCUUGUUGAACAAGGAACUAGACUAGGUACUGGACAAUCAAGCAGUGUUAAAGUUGAGCCUUUAGAAUUAGGUGAUUGUGAAUUCGAAGGGUCGGAGUUGGAAAUGCAGGUUUUUGAAAGGGGGGAGAUGGAUAAGGAGGAAGUAGACGAGGCACUAGAAUCACAAGAGAGGAUAGAAAGAUUACUUGGUGAUGAAGGGUUCUAGGAAGAACUAAUGUUUAGUUUAAAAUUUGAGGGUAGAUUUGACAUUCCAACUCCUGAAUAUAAUGCUGAGAAUGCAGAUGAUUCAAGUGAACCACUGAAUCAAGAAUUCAGGAUUAACUCUUGUCAUUCAGUUCACUAGCUUCAAGUCUUCCAAAGUCAAUGGUUUACUCCGAAGGAAGUAACAUAUGGUGGAAUUAUCCUAAUUUGCAAGCAUGACAGUAAAAUUACACGCAGAAGGAAAAUAAUUUACUUCAUGGUGUUUCUAAUUCUAUAAUAUGUUCUUUUGAAGCACUUCUAUAAAUCCAAAUAUUCUCACUUUUCAUGUUUGAUUAGGUUAGGUGGGUUGCUGCUGGUGCUGAGACAAGAUUCUUUGAUAGCAAAAACUGUCAUUAUUUAUGUCAAGGACUCAAGAUUGAUUAUUCAGAAGAUAUAUGAUGGACAACAAGUAGCGUAUCUUGGACGAGCAUAACUGAAUGAACACCCUGAACAUAUCUCUGCAAGACUCCGACAGUCAAAUAUUUCAGUUAACUUAGGAUUUCAUGUUGGAAGUUGGAGUUGGAUUGCUGUUUCUGUUAAUUGCAUGAAUGAAGAAGAUUUUUUAGUGCUAGGAUGAGGGUGCUAUCAUGCCAUGUCUAAUGCCACAGAUAUAUUACAAUGGAAUUGAAGAAGAAUCUCUUAGCACUAAAACAAAUAGAUUGGAAAAUGUGAUUUAUAUUGUAUUACUGAGACUACUCAAACUUUGUUGCUUGUUAUAUGACAUUGUAUAGUUGAUUAAGAAAUAUAGAAUCUAGAUGAGAAAUUUUGACCUCUGAUUCAUUUCUGUUCUUUCAGUAAAGGGCAAAGGCAUUGCUUUGCUAUUGUUUAUU